Symbiodinium sp. CCMP2456 is the source of this 1161-nucleotide messenger RNA. NCBI's taxonomy places the organism in Eukaryota, Dinophyceae, Suessiales, Symbiodiniaceae. The record is from the annotation of a GenBank genome assembly.
AUGGCGAGAUAUCGCAGCGUGCAAGCCAUAGCCUUCUCUCUGAUCGCACGAGUUGCUGGGAGUCGCUUGAAGCUGGGCAUUCUAGUCCUAGCUUGCGGAUGCUGCACGGGCAUCUAUGUCUUGACGAGGGCGGACCGCCCUCCGCCAAAGAUCAACUUCGUGCACCCAUGUGUUGCGGCGAUCAGGCGCAAUGUCACACACCAGCCAAGCUCGGAGUAUUUGUCCAGUCAGCUGGAAGAAUCUUGGCUACAGAGCUCCAUAGACGGCAGCGCGAUCUGCAACAUGUCCUUGCGACAGCAGCAACAAGCAAGGAUAUGGACAGGCUAUUCAAAGUCUGUGUUCCGUCCUGAUGGUCAGCCAGCCAGGGAGCCAACACCUGAGGAAGCCUCUGUGCUCUCCUCAUUCUCCCGGUCUGUUGACGGGGUGUCGCUUCAGAGUUACAUCGAGCCUCUUCAUGGGAUGGCUCGGCACCCGAUGUCGGAAAGCUGUAGAGCAACAGACCCUUCUUUCACAGCUGACACUUUUGACAUCACCUACAUCGUCACUGAGAAUGCCUGCGGCAGAUCUGAGCCGAAACCCAUCGUCAAGUAUUAUGACCUGGGCUGUACGGACAAUGGGAACUCUCUCAACGCCUUUGAUGGCUUGAAGUAUGACUUUGGUGUGGGGCUGGGGCCCUCCAUUCCGCUCUUCUUUCAGAUGUACAAGGAUCGCUGCCUUGAGUUCGAUGAGAUCUUCGCCUGGGAAGUCACGCCCAUGAACGUAACCCAUUGGUGGCAGCCUAUUCCAGACCACAUUCGCCACAGAGUGCACUUCUACAACAUACCGGUCGCUGAGAAUCCGUGCCCACAGGCCUUACGUGGACCGCUGCCCGAGAAAGGGAGUUUCCUUCGGCUUCUCCAGGAAUCUGCAGAGCCAAGUGACUUCGUCGUCGUAAAGGUGGACAUCGAUCAUGGUCCAGAGCUGGAAAUUGUCGAGGCACUGGCAGAACGGCCCGAGCUGGCUCAGCUGGUGGACGAGAUCUUCUUUGAAUAUCACUUCGAUUUCCCAGAGCUUUAUCCAGGUUGGGGAUACCCACCAUGGAAUCACCGAACUGUGAACACAGCCCUGGACUUGUUGCAACGCUUGAGACUCGCUGGAAUCCGGUCCCACUUCUGGAUAUGA